This is a messenger RNA of Hemibagrus wyckioides, 1114 nucleotides long. RefSeq names its product 3-hydroxybutyrate dehydrogenase, type 2 (gene bdh2). The transcript has 10 exons. Gene Ontology annotation, biological process: siderophore biosynthetic process. Lineage: Eukaryota; Metazoa; Chordata; Actinopteri; Siluriformes; Bagridae. Bases 43 to 780 code for a protein of 245 amino acids. Gene Ontology annotation, cellular component: cytoplasm. The record is from RefSeq and is a predicted model, not a curated record. Gene Ontology annotation, molecular function: 3-hydroxybutyrate dehydrogenase activity.
AGAUUUGGUGUGAUCUUGCAGGUGUGAGUGUGUGUGUAGAUCAUGGGCCGGCUGGAUGGAAAAGUGAUCGUGUUGUCUGCGGCUGCGCAGGGAAUCGGCCGAGCUGCUGCUCUGGCUUUUGCUAAAGAAGGAGCUCAGGUCAUUGCUACAGACAUUAAUGAAGAGAAACUGAAAGAACUGGACGGAACUGCAGGGAUCAGGACGAAGAAACUGGAUGUGACGAAACAGAAUGAAGUUGAAGCUCUGGCGGCCGGGCUGGAGAGAGUGGACGUGCUGUUUAACGUCGCCGGAUUUGUUCAUCAUGGUACGAUCCUGGAGUGCGGCGAGUCGGACUGGGACUUCACCAUGAACCUGAACGUACGCAGCAUGUACCUGAUGAUCAGAGCUUUCCUACCCAAGAUGUUGGCUCGAAGAUCAGGGAACAUCCUCAACAUGGCCUCUGUGGCGUCCAGCAUCAAAGGUGUAGUGAACAGGUGUGUGUACAGCACGUCUAAAGCAGCGGUCAUCGGACUCACCAAGUCUGUGGCUGCGGAUUUCAUCGAGCAGGGGAUUCGCUGUAACUGCAUCUGCCCCGGAACUGUAGACACUCCGUCACUCAGAGAGCGAAUCCAGGCCAGACCUGAUCCCGAGCAGGGGUUUAAGGACUUCAUGGUGAGGCAGAGGAUCGGCAGGAUGUGCACCGCAGAGGAAGUGGCGAAUCUGUGCGUGUAUCUCGCCUCCGAUGAGUCGAGCUACGUGACCGGAGCUGAACACAUCAUCGAUGGAGGAUGGAGUCUGUGAUUAUUCCACACUGUGAUGGAGAGUUACUGCAUUAUAAGUGAAGAAACAAGAAAAACGACGAUCAAACAAACAAAAAUACUUAUGUUCAUGUCGUUGCGAUGAUUUAAAACAUUACAUUGUUCUGUUUUAAAUGAGAUUAUAAUCAAAUAAAAGAAAGACUUUAAAGCAUUAAUGAUAAUAAUAGUUUAGAUUUGAGAUCUAUUCCUAGUUUGAAUGGAAAGGGUGCCAAUAAUUAUGCUUUUUCACUCCAAACAGAAUCAAAAUAUCUCCCAAUCCUAGCAAAACCUUUUCCUAACGUGGUGAUGUUCUUUCUAAUAAAUUGUCAAGCUUUAAA